Lachnellula hyalina is the source of this 1518-nucleotide messenger RNA. RefSeq names its product Pisatin demethylase. The transcript has 2 exons. Gene Ontology annotation, molecular function: monooxygenase activity; heme binding; oxidoreductase activity, acting on paired donors, with incorporation or reduction of molecular oxygen. The record is from RefSeq and is a predicted model, not a curated record. Bases 1 to 1518 code for a protein of 505 amino acids. Lineage: Eukaryota; Fungi; Ascomycota; Leotiomycetes; Helotiales; Lachnaceae.
AUGAUUGAACGAAUACUCCUCCUGCCCGGAGGUAGCUUGACCGUGCUUCUUGGGUUGCCCCUCAUUCUAUCCAUCUCCUAUAUCUUCAUUUCUAUCCUGCUCGACCCUUUACGCCACCUGCCUGGUCCCCGCAUCGCUCGCUUCACGCGACUGUGGUAUCUAUAUCAGAUCUACCAAGGCCGAUUCGAGCAAGUCAACAUCGCACUGCAUCAGAAGUAUGGGCCUAUCGUUCGCAUCGCUCCCGGGGAAUACUCACUUGACGACGUGAACGCUGCGAAGAUUAUAUAUGGCCAUAAAGCUAACGUAGUGUCCCAGGCGCCUUGGUACUAUGCUUGGUCACCUGCAGAUCCGAACAAGUCCGGCCUCUUCUCGGAUCUGAACCCCCAUCGUCAUGCUUCCCAGCGGCGUAAGUUUGCUUCAGCAUACUCUAUGUCGACCCUGGUUUCUUAUGAGCAAUAUGUCGACCAUUGUACCGCCCUGCUCGUCCAGAGAUUCGACGAACUUGCACAAUCUCACCAUAUUAUCAACUUGUAUCAUUGGCUACAAUGCUAUGCUUUCGAUGUUAUCGGUGAAAUCACCUUUGGUGUACGAUUUGGAUUACUAGAUAUGGGGAAGGAUGAAGCUGGUAUAUUCACAGCCAUUGAUGGUCGUAACGCCUAUGGGACCUUCGUAGGGAUCUAUCCCUUCUUGAACAACCUGAUCUUUCCUUACUUGCCGAAAUCAGGUGGCUUUACUUUCGUGAUUAAAUUCGCCGUGAAUCAAAUUAGCAAGAAGAUGGCCAGCCUCAAAGAUCCAAGAAUCAGUCGUACCGAUGGACCCCCUGAUUUUGUCAGCAAGCUUGUCGCUCGGCACGAGGAGGAUCCAGAGAAGAUCACCAAGGCCGAUAUACAAAUGAUCUGCCAAUCUAACAUUGCAGCCGGGAGCGAUACUACGGCUAUCUCUCUGAGCAGCAUCAUGUACUUCUUGAUGAAGCAUCCUGAAUCCCUCGGGCGUUUGAGGAAGGAAAUCGAUGAUGCUGCGACAAACAAACUUGUUUCUGAUCCCGUGACCUUCAAGCAGGCACAGGAACACCUACCUUUCCUCCAAGCAGUCAUCAAAGAAGCCUUGCGCCUACAUCCAGCUGUAGGGCUGGGCUUGCAACGUAUAGUACCUGAAGGUGGUGUGGAUAUCGCUGCACAGAAAUUCCCACCCGGCACGACGGUCGGCGUCAACGCGUGGGUAUCUCAUCGAAACCAAGCCACAUUUGGCACGGAUGCAAAAGAAUGGCGUCCAGAACGGUGGUUGGAAGAUGGUGGGAAAGAAAUGGAGGGCCACAUGUUAUCUUUUGGGAUGGGCAGUCGGACAUGCAUUGGGAAGAAUAUUAGCUUGUUGGAGAUGUCGAAAUUGAUACCCCAGCUCAUCCGUACAUUUGAUUUUCAGCUCGAGGAAAGCUUGCUUGGCAGAGGGUGGCAAACAGAGAGCCGGUGGUUUGUGAAGCAGAUAGAUUUCAGAGGGUCAAUAUCAAGGCGGAAGCUAUAG